GAGAAGGGAGAGAGAGUGCGAGAAAGAAGGAGUGGGGCUGGAGGUGAAGGUGGGGGGUUGGACCCGUGGAGCAUGGCUGCAAGACCCAAUGCUCACACUUGGUCUUCCUCCUUCAGGUUGAUAACACUGCUUCUCUCUCGUGUGACACGGUCCGUGGACGUUCCACUAAAGAGACGGCUUGUUUGUGAACCAUCGUGGAGACGAGUUUCAAUUUCCAUCGGCGCGUUCAGUCGCUUUUCGUGUUGCUCUCGUCGGCUUGGUGAGUAACAUAAACUACAGAAGAUUCCAGCGACAAUGGCAGCAUAAGGACAUUCAUAUCUAUACCCCGUGGAGCAUUUAUUGUGAUAAUCUGCACUCUAUGUUUACACUCGCAAGAUUGCUUCCUCCCCGGGUAUUUUGCCGCACAAGUUGCCAAACUGAGUCGAUCUGAGCCUACUGGAUUUUUCCGAGCGAUUUACUUUCUUUGACUUUGUUGGUGAAGAACACAGAGCAAAGUACUGUCUGACCAGAGAGAGAUUUAUCAACUAACUUCGGAAUUGAACGGACUUGACUUCCAACAACAUUCAAUAGAAUAUAAGUAAAUCAAACGAGGACAUUCGCCGAUUUGGCUAGCAAACAUGCCGCAGGUGGGAAUGAUGUUCGUCCUGGUCCUCGUCGUUGGAGUGUGUGCGGACGCUCAAGACCCGGCUUCCAAGGUGGUGUCCGACCGCUACGCCGUCUUCUGGAACCGCACCAACCCCAGGUUUUACCGGGGGGAUUACCACAUUGACGUCUGCAUAAAUGACUACCUUGACGUCUACUGCCCACAUUACAUCAGCCCAGUAUCUGAUGAGAGGGCCGAGCGCUACGUGCUCUACAUGGUGAACUACGAUGGCUACAGCUCAUGUGACCACACCGCCAAGGGCUUCAAGCGUUGGGAGUGCAACAGGCCUUUAUCUUCAAAUGGACCACUCAAGUUUUCUGAAAAGUUCCAGCUCUUUACACCCUUCUCAUUAGGCUUUGAAUUUCGUCCUGGCAGAGAGUACUACUAUAUCUCUUCCCUCACUGACGCCAAAGGAAGAAGGAGCUGCCUCCGACUCAAAGUAUUUGUUAGGCCACAAAACAAUUGUGUGCGCAACUCUGGUAGCGUUGAGGAAGGAAUCGACUUUGAUGAAAACAGUCACAACAGUCUAGAACCAAGAGAUGACAUCAGUCAUGAGUCACCGGAGCCUUCACGAAGCGACGUGAACUCUGCCGUCCACUGCUGCAAUUCCGUGCUGCUUCUCAGUUCCAGCCUCAUACUCCUGGCAGCUAUCUUGUGCUUAUAGCGCUCGUUCUGAGGAAAAAUCCAAGAUAUGACUGUCCUGAUUGGACCACAGGCUGCCCUACCUUGCAACCCCUCCCACUUACGGAGCACUUUUUUUUAUUGCAUUAAAAAAAAAAAAAAAACACGACAAACUCGGACAAUCUCUCUCAGUGAAAAAGAAGGGGACCAUGAAAGUUUUCAUUUUGCCCACUAGUGUGCGUGACCUUCUUCAAAGAGGCUCCUUUCAGAUAUAAUACAUUGAUUUGUGUUGACGCAAACACACAUACACACGCAUUCACAAACGACAUUGUUCACAUUCUUCAAGGAAGCGCUGCAGGAUCACUUAAAGUUUACAGGCCUUUUUUCUGUCUGUAACAUCAGACGAGACCCCUUCAAAUAAUAGGGGUAAUUCUCACGUCAGAAGAUCUCGGGUCUGUAGAAAAGGACAUUGAGGGCACUCUUCUCUCUAAUGUAACCUUCCUCAGGUGAUAAAGGAGUUGGAUGAUUUGUUACGAGACUGUGGAGUAGCCUUGGUGAAAAUAUAUUGAGAACAUAGAAAAAAAAAAAAAAAAAAGCACUCAUUUUUAGUAUCUGAAGUGAAGCGAUUUAGUGGUGUUUUUUUUUUUUUUUUUUUUUUUUAAUGAUUCACAUAUUUCAUGUGUAUCAACCAACACGGGUGUACAGUAAAAUAUUUGAAUGAUGUGCAAGGUAUUUUGUUUAUUUGUUUGUUUGUUUUUUUGUCCUGGCAACAUGUGUUUUUAUUUAUUGUGAUUCCUUGUGCUUUAUUCUCAUUUAGCGCUGGUAAAAAGGCAAUAAAAACGCAUUAGCACAAUAACUCAUCAGGUUAGAUAACACACUUCAUUUGGAAAACUCAUACAAUACUAGUCAAUAUAGUUUGUGUAUCUGUUCUAAGCUUGAAUGUUUUUGAAUGGUUUUUAAAAAAGUCUAGAAAGGAAGAAAAAAAAGUCUGAUGUACCAUCAGGGUGUAAAAAAUGUGUUCUCAACGGCGUUAUUCAUUUUGACACAAUUUUUGUAUAUAGUAACACAUGUCAUAAAGAGUUCAGGGAUGUUUCCGUGGCUGAACUGAAAUAUAUAAAUAGCAACAAUGAGUUUAGUCCUCCUUAUAUUAAGCAGCACAGAUUUGGACAAAUGAGCAUGAUGCAGUCUUGUGGUACACUAAAUGAUAGACAACAGUGCGGUACAUCAAACGGGAAUGAGACUCGAGUUUGUCCCCGGGUUACGAACGAGUUCCAUUCCUACGCUGGCGACGUAACCUGAAUUUCCACAUAAAUCAGAAUUAACCCUUAAAGUACCCCUACAUCUAAAAAUAACUAUCCAAAAACACGUAUUGUACGUCAUUGUACUAUCAUUGCCAAGACGCUGGAGCUAAGGCUAUGUUCAUACCGCAGGUCUUAAUGCACAAAUCUGAUUUUUUUUGUCAUGUUUUUUUGGCUUGCCCGUUCAGACUGCCUUUGUCCAUUGAGCCCAUUCAAGUAUAACGCAUGCGCACUAAUUGGCAGUCCGAGAUGCCCUGCCGAAAAUGACCCGCAUGCACAGGAGCAUCAAAACAAUAUAUAAAUAAAAUAACAGACAUAAAUAAUCCCUGUUUAAUAUUAUAUUCAGAGUUUAUAUGGAUUGAUAGCGUGCACGCACUGUCCGUGCAUGACACACACACACAUGGAGAGUUUGCCCCGACUCUUGGCCAUGUAAGCAAUCCUGAAAUAUUGCUCAUAUGGAGCAGAGAGAAAACCGACAUUCUCAGGCUUAUCCUCAACCCAUUUUAUUUUUUAUGACUUCCCCAAAAGCCAUGUUCAAGGCAAACUAGGCGCUAACGCACAGCUGCACCGCUACCGUAGCGCCCUGUCUCUCACUCUUUGACGACAUAAUUGCUGCACGAAUUCCAAUUUGGGAGACUUGACAGUUCAGACCGCCGUGACAUUCUGAAAAAAUGUGGCCCAGAUCGGAUUUAAACCACAUACGAAAGUGACCCAGAUCGGAAUUAAAAUGGUCCACUUCUAUCCGACUUGUCACGUUCAGACCAUCAAGUUAAUGCCUCACCCGAGUCGGAAUAACACGAAAAAAUUGGAUUCGUGCAUUAAGACCUGUAGUAUGAACCUAGCCUUAGUCCUAGCUAGACAGCAAGAUAAGCUCCAAAAUGAGGACGUCAGACGUGCGUGUGGUUCGAUGACUUUAUUCAGCUGCUCAAGACAUCAACACUUGCAGAACAAAACUAAAAUAAAAAAUUAAAUUAAAUCAGUUUCAUCUUCAAUAACAGUAAUUAAAAUUUGUGUUUAUAACUAGUUGCUGAUACAGCAAUAACAAUCCACACAAACGAUUAGCAUGUGUCAGUUAGCUUUCGCACAAUCUUCAAAAACAAUCACAUAAACACACUCAAAAUGUUCGACCACAAUUGUAAACGCACUAUAAAUAGUACAAAAGGUGUUAUAUAGAGGUGUUGCUACAUAAGCAGCAAAUGUGUGCGUAGGCUUGCAGCUGUAAUCUUUCCCCUCUCUCACUUGGCUACGCGACUUCUUUGUGGAAGCAGAUGUGCUCUUCUUCGUGUGUGCAAAUAAAUUCUUCAUGUACAUGCACCCUUACUUCCUGUGCCAAAACAAUCGCAUGCAUCACUAAACAAAAGUCAACAUUAACAUUAAAAAAAUCGACGAGACUCCAGCGUUUUAAAGUCGAAAUCACGUAAGUACGUCAUAACCUGUACUUAUUUUCUGUUAAUCAAAAUAGUUUUACCAUGAUAUUUUUACAUUGUCUAACGUUGUGUGAGCGGUAAAAAUCAGUGAUUGAUCAUGUUUCAGUGCCAUUGACAGCAACCGAUUUUGACUGGAAAAUAGAUUGGUCAUCUGUGGCCGUUAAUGUUAGCCAAUGAUUUAAAUGGGAAGUUCAAAAUUUUUGACUUAGGCUUAAUCUUGGGCUUAUUGGAGGUUUAAUUAGUCGGUUCAGUUGAUUUAAACAAAUUCCGUGCAGUUUGCCAAUUAUUUGUUAGUUUCAGGGCUCCGGAGUGACUAAGCUAGUAUGAGUCAAUGAUCCCAUCUUAGAAUGGCAAUAAAAAACAACAUAUACACGCAUGAAAAUCACCGAUGACCUAUGCAAUCAAUAGUGUUGGCUAUGUUUUCAGGAAAAAAAAGUUAUUAAUACCUACCAUUGCAUGUCAAUAAUUGUAUUAUGAACCGCAACAUUUGUAAUCCAGCAGCUCUGCAGGGAACAGCUGUGUGUUUAUGUCGUAGCCAACAGCAAGUAAACAGUUUAUAUUGUUCCUCGUUCUCCAUCGGGAAUUUGUGGAACAUUUAUUUUGCCCAUUUCUUACAGUAUUUCCACAGCCAUCCAUGCACAUUUCCCCAUGUUGCUGUUCUUCAGUUAAGACGCAGUGGACUGAUGCUGCGUUCAAGGAAGGUGGGAAAUCGGAGUUUUCCAACCUCCAACCAGGAAAAAUAUUGGAACACCACUCGAACUGGGAGGCCCUAGUCGGGAAAAAAAGUACCGCAACUUCACUGGUUGCUUCAAUUUGAAGUCUUCGACAAAAUGAUGCUGCCCGUCGAAAAGUAGACCGUCAAUAGGAAAACUACAGAAGGCAGUUUACAGUGUGUGCUAUUUUCUUUAGCUGACGUUUUUCCUCCACUAUUUGAUCGCUUACGAGAAGGCAGGUUUGCUGGAGGUCAAAAUGUCUUUUGAUGGCCAAAAUAAAACACUUGUCGCAUCACAGUCAGCCAUCUUGCUGUGGGAAGAGGGAGAAGUCCGACUUCCACGAAUGCAAAAGGAGCACAAGUAGCCGAAGCACCCAUCUUUAUUGUGGUCUCAUUACUGGUGUUGGGCAUCGUUUGAAAUUGAACGAUUCCGAUUACGAUUCCACGUUUCAAUUCCGGUUCCCAACGAUUCUUGAUUCCAAUUCUUUAAGAGGCACGGUAAAAAAAAAAUUGCAUGGUUUAUAUUAAAGUCUUACCUUCUCAUUGAUUUUUUAAAUUAUAUGAACUUCUCACAGGGAUAAUUUUAACUUGUAUAUGAAUAUCAUUCUUUGAACUUGAGCAUUUUUUUCCCCGUUCGGCAGUCAGGGCAUAGAAACAUAGAAUCGGAAUUUUAAAAUUCGAACGAUUCCGGGAGCAUCGGAGUGAUAGAACCGGUUCCCAUCGAUGCUCGAUGACCAACCCUACUCAUUACAUAUCUAAAAAAAAUAGUCAUGCAGAAUAAAAUGAAUUACGGCAGUUUGGGUCGACAUUGUUGUGACCGGAUGGAUAUUUGGAACAAUGAUCUGCGUUUUUAAUUUAUUUGACUUGACUAUGUUAGAUUUGUUAAUAUUGUUUUUUUAUUGACAUGCUAAUAAGGGACCAUUGACUCGCACUAGCUUAGCCACUCUGGAGCCCUGAAAAUAACAAAUUACUGACAAACUGUACGGAAUUUGCUAAAAUCAACUCCACCGACUAAUUGAACCCCGCUAACUCGAUGAUUAAGCCUAAAUCAAAAAUUCUGAACUUCCGCUUUAGGUUCUAACUAAAACAGUUUGCACGCUAGAAUGUACAAGUCUCCCAUUAUUGUCUACAUGGUGUAUUAUACUAUAUAAAGCUCAUGUGCACAGUACACACUACACUGGUGCACCUGCUGAGUGCUGCAAUGAGAACUCAACCCCUAUAGAGAGAAAGAUAGAGUCAGAAUUGUGACUGUAACAUGUCCAUUUUCAUUUAGUAAUGUGUCAGUACAUUUAAAGAAUAGUGACAGAUAUUAAAGUAGGUAAAUACAAAUGUAUAUUUAACAAAGAGUGGCAGUGAUUUCAUAUAUUGUCAAAAAAAAAUUCUUUUUUCUUUCUUUUUUUAAUGAACGAACAAAAAUCAUUCAUUAUGGGAGAGAGUUUGUAACUACAAAGCCAGAACAAAAUCAUGAUAAAGUUUGAAUUUUUCAGACGAAUCAUUCACUUUCAUGUUAAUAUUCAUUUUCUCUCUCAACAGCAUAAUUACUCCUGAGUGCUAAAAAUGCUGCUCUAUGUGGGUGCUAACACACAUAUAGGUUACGUGCAUGUUCAAAGUUUGAUGUUUUGUAACACUGCAUUCACUUACACAACUUAUUUGCAUAUGCAUUGCAUGAUCACAAAGUCACUUAACUAGCUCCCAAUCCUUGUCUUUUGUGGAUGCCCCCCUUCCCCUGUGUAUUUUCACAUCUGUGCAGCUCUGCAGAAAAAAGCGGAUUUACUUUUAUCAUUUUACCACAAAAAUCCGUGCAUCUGAGUUUAACCAAUAGAGUCAUGUUUUUACUCACCUUAAAAUCUUUACCUGCGGCCAUGUCACCAUGACAAAAGCAACCAAUUUCCUGGAUACUGUGUAUCCAACAAUGAAUCUAUUGUAACAUACAGUGUUAGAUACUUUGUUCACACCCCUCUUUAUGGGUAAUCAGUAAGAAAAUAAUGUUUGAUAUUAUAAGACUUUCAUUUUGUAUGUAUUUUAUAUAAAACAUAGAAACAUUACACCCUUGGGAUGUUCAUUUGUGCAAAUGUGGAGCAUAUUAAACAUGAAGUGGUCAUCUUACACUCAUGAAUCAUGGAAAGGGUCUGAAUGAAUACCAGAUGGAUCUUUAAGAGCUAGAAAGUCUUGUAAUACUGUAGUUCACACAGGUUUUUCAUUUAUACAGUAUACAAGGGCGUAGGUUUGCAUAGAGACGGUAGUGAGAAAACACUAUCAAAUUUUCAGGAUGCUUAAAUUGUACCCACUAACUUUUAAGCAACAUUAUUUGCAUUAUAUAAUGAGUUCAGUUAUAUAAGUAAUUUAGAUUGUCUUCCCAUAUGUUUUAAGGAUAUAUUUGACCCUACCGUUAUUUAGUGAUUUAUUUUCAUUAUGUUCAGAGUUACAUUUGCCCCUUUUUACUUGCUCGAUGUGCCAGUCUUUUGUCCUUCGAACGCAUGUUUUAUUGACUGAUGACUUGACCCCGAAACCCCAAACACACCAUUCACAGCCCAACAGAAAUACAAUAUGUCGACAACAUGCGGCCAUAGACUUCAUAAUGUUUUGACGGGACACGGGGUGCGGGGCCGAUAAAUAGGGGGCCUGCAUUAUUGGCGUGGCUGUCAAAGCUGUCCGAGUGGAAUCACAGUCAAAAGAGCCUUUUUCGUUUAAAAUUCUUGUGAACAAAUGCUUAAAUCCCUGAAUUCUUUAUAGAUAUGGACGUGAAACUGUCUCAAUUCUUGGUUAAAAGAAAAAAAAGAAAAAAAAAACGUGCAGUUAGCAUUUAUUUUACGUAAAUAUGUCGAAGUACAAUGCUAGUCUGUUAGCAAAUAUAGCUAGCGGCUGCCUUAUGUAAACUGAGGUUUUCCGGUGAAAAUUCUUGUGGAUAAAUGCUUAAAUCCCCGAAUUCUUUACAGAUAUGAACGUAAAACAGUCUCGAUUCUUGGUUAAAAGCAAAAAAAAAAAAAAAAUGCAGUUAUCAAUUAUUCCACGUGAAUAUGUCGAUGUACAAUGCUAGUCUGUUAGUGAAUAUAGCCAGCUUCUGCCUUAUGUAAACAGAGCUUUUCUGGUAAAAAUCCUUGUGAAUAAAUUUUCAAAUUCCCGAAUUCUUUAUAGAUAUGGAUGUAAAACAGUCUCGAUUUUUGGUUAAAAGCAAAAAAAAAAUAAAAAACUGCCAUUAGCAUUUAUUUUACAUAAAUAUGUCGAAGUACAAUGCUAGUCUGUUAGUGAGUGUUGCUAGCGGCCGCAUGAUGUAAACAGAGCUUUUCUGGUGAAAAUUCUUGUGAAUAAAUGCUUAAAUCCCCGAAUUCUUUACAGAUAUGAACGUAAAACAGUCUCGAUUCUUGGUUAAAAGCAAAAAAAAAAAGUGCAGUUAUCAAUUAUUCCACAUGAAUAUGUCGAUGUACAAUGCUAGUCUGUUAGUGAAUAUAGCUAGCUUCUGCCUUAUGUAAACAGAGCUUUUCUGGUAAAAAUCCUUGUGAAUAAAUUUUUAAAUUCUCGAAUUCUUUAUAGAUAUGGACGUAAAACAUAUUCAAUUCUUGGUUAAAAGCAAAAAAAAAAAAAAAAAAAACGUGCAGUUAGCAUUUAUUUUACGUAAAUAUUGCGAACUAUGCAGUAGCAGCUAAUUUCUCCCAUUGAUUUUUUUCACGUUUCAAAAUGCUUGCAUGGUACGAAAUAUAAUAAUUACCUUGAAUCCUCGAACAAAUCACUCCUGAGACACUUCUUCCUUUUUGUAUGCGGUACAGCUUUCGUACUAUUUCAACAGAAAUCCGGCGUUAGAUCGCUGCGUGCGUGUGUUUGUGAAUAGCACCUCUUGAUGUGGGCGGCCCCCUACAUGAAUGCACGGCACAGUGCAUGACCAAUCUGACCCGUCAAGAACAUUAUGAACUUUAUGAUGCCGCUACCUCCGCCCCCUUCGAAGAGGAGGGAUUUUAGAAGGUUUUUUUUGGCCAGCAGUAGCCACUGUAACUAAUGUAAAAAGACGUCAAUGUUGUGGAAGUAGGGACCACACCACUAAUUUUGCAAGUGAAAAUUAAAUUUGCUAAUACAAUCCUGGCAUCUAUUUUAGAAGUUUUUAAAAAGCUUCUUCAGUAGUUUUUGAAAACAAAGCUUUGAAUCUGAAUCGAACGGUGUAUCACCUGAACCAAUACAUAUGAAAGUUUGUAUCAGUCAAUGGAGAUUUAUUUUGCAUUGAUCAUUUGCUAUUCAUUGUUAGGUAUCUGUGAGAAAUGCAGUCCUGACCCCCACUCACCCAAUCUGUUUGGCCUUAUUAAUGUCCCGUCCCCAGCAAAAAGUGUAGAUGCAGGUUAUGCUGUUAUACUGUCCCUACCAAUGCUGAGAUCAAACCUACGCCCUUGGCAGUAUAUUGGUGGCCCUUUGUUAAAUCUCACCUCUAUUUGUAUGUUUACUCUCUGUGGCAAGACUUACAUUACACUUCUAUUGAGGAUGUUUGACAUGUUAUCGAUAAACUGUUUCACGAGUGUUGGUCCAAAGGGUUCUGUUUCUAUUUCACCUGAACAUGUAACCUGCAGUUCAAUUUUACUGAUUCUAGUUUGCAGAAUCCUUUCUCCGUGCUUUCUAUCUACAAAUGCCAUGGUGUGCUUUUGUCUGGGCAAUUUUUUUGUUUGUUUGAAACAAUUAUGUUUCCCGAAAUUUAAAAAGACAUUGUACUGCGCGUCCCCCGUACCCCUUCUUAUCUCUUGAUUCCGUUUCCCUGCUCAAUCUCUCGCUACAUUUUUUUCUCUUCCAGAAAGUGCGUUUAUUUGUAAAUACACGUGUUGGAGCAGCUAUAACUAAUGAAAACAAUCAUGGUGUAAUAAAUAUUUCUUUGUCAUUGUAAGCAUUUUGUGUGUUUGUAUCAUUAAUGACUUCAAAAUGAGUGACAAAAAUACGAACAUGGAAGCUCAGUCGGAGUCUGUCACACACAGGCUGAGUUCAGAAGAACAGCUGUUUCUUUUGGAUCUGAAGGUAAUAUGCAGACUGUGAAAAAAAAAACAAAAAGAAUCUUCGAUUAAUCUUUCAGGAAUGUGGAGCGCUUGUGGGAGGCUCACCAGGAAAGGGCUUCAUAUGCCUUUUAGCUCUUCACUCUGCAUGGCUUCUUUUUUAAUUCAAAUUAAUACCAACCCUCUUACCAAUACCUACAGUAGGCUUCAACUCACCUCUGCGCAGUUUGGAACUUGGAUGAAUCCUGAGCUGGAAUAAUACAUGUGUCGUCUAUUUUUUCUGUUUUAGCGGCGAUUGAGAUUCACAACAUAAAAGUCUGAUUAUGUUAUUACUUUUUAAAAAUAGUUGAGAUCAAAAAGAUGACAUUGAAUAAACAACCCUCAGGGCCUAGCCGUGAGUUUAGCAAUGAGCAUAAGUAAAGAUAGCAACAUUUACAAACAAUAAAUAAAUAGAGAAAUACAUUUUAUUCUUUGUGACAGCAAAGGCACUGUGGAGAUACAGUAUUGUUUUCAUAUAAGAAUAAUUUGGAAGGAUUUCAAAGUUUUAAAACCCUUGGAUGAUAAACUUACACCAUCAUCAGUUUUCUAAUACCAGAACAGAAUUCAUGCAUUCAUUUUCUAUAAUAUCAAGAUGAACAGUGAGCUUCAAGUGACUAUGACAGGAUUAAUAAAAAAGUCUUAAAUGGUAUUAAUAUGUGAAUUAGAAUCAUAUUUUGAGACGAUUCGACUAUAUACACAUGUGCAAAGCGCAGACGAAGACAAAUUAGUCUUUUAAUCUGCCGUUUAGCCCUUGCCUGUCAUUAUAGCGCUCUAGCGUCCCCAGCUGGAUGAUGACGUCGGCAGGGUCACGAUUUUGUCCGAUUUAUUAUUCAGCCCACUGAGGGGAAGUUAUUCAGAACGAGGAAAAUGCGACGAAGAGAAGACCAAAAUGUCAUUGUUUCAGUCUCUCUACUCCAAUGUUUUUACAGGAUAUUCUUUUUAUCUAAGUGUUUUUCCCCAAUUGCUAGACAAAUGGUAUGGACAUAACAAAUAACAGUCUUGUGCUAAAUGGAAUAUGAAAUAUUCAAAAUGCAUUUAUUCAAUACGACAUGGCAAAAUGACUCCAUAAUUGUCAAACUUCUUGCACCUUCCGAACGCUAUUUUAUGCCACCGGAGUUAGUCCGGCUUUUUUCAUUUCCCUGCCCUGGCUUCAGAGAGCGUAAACAAACCAGGAGGAGUGACAGCUAACCGACAUGCUAACCCGAACCAAGCUGCAUUUCAAAGUCUUAAUCUUGCCUUUCUAAGCGAAAAAUCACACAAAACUACCCUGGAAAUGUCACACGCUGAUCGGUAACCCCCCCGGCAGCGAGCAAGUGACAGCUCGCCGUUCCCCUGCUGUGGACAGGAGAGCUCGUUUGCAGGG
Molecule: messenger RNA, 11064 nt
Organism: Corythoichthys intestinalis (scribbled pipefish)
Lineage: Eukaryota; Metazoa; Chordata; Actinopteri; Syngnathiformes; Syngnathidae
Product: ephrin-A5b-like
Exons: 5
Coding region: 618-1307 (229 amino acids)
Biological process (GO): ephrin receptor signaling pathway; regulation of cell-cell adhesion; axon guidance
Cellular component (GO): plasma membrane; external side of plasma membrane
Molecular function (GO): ephrin receptor binding
Source: RefSeq, a predicted model, not a curated record